AUGGCCUCAAAUGCGACCCCGGAGCCAGAUAGCGAGACAAGUAGCAACAGCACCUCGCCGAACUCAGCUACGCGACUUUUCAAGGAUCUUGAAUCUGGCCCUGCUCAGCAUGAACAUGUUGUGCUCAUUGUCAGAGGGAUGACCUGCAGCGGUUGCGAGCAGAAACUCAAGACAGCCAUCGACGCCAUUCCUUCCGUGGCCAACGUCAGGACCAACCUGAUACGUUCUCGAGCCGAGUUCGACAUCGACUUGAAGCAUGUAUCCGUCGAGGAAGCCUUGGCACAUCUGAGGAGAAUGACGCCGUACGGAUUCAGGGCGAUCAAUCCCGAACACAAGCGUUUUCUUGACGUCGUUGUUGAAAAUGCCGCCGCCAUGGCUAACAAGCCGCCGCCUGAAGGCGUCAAGUACAUGGAGCGCCUGAAUGACAAGACUGUCCGUAUCUACUUCAAACCUGGGGCAAAAGUUCGAGACGCGCUUGAGGAGAUACUACCGGCCGAUCUUGAGCUCGCACCCCCUGAACCCGACUAUUCUAUUGAGGAUGGAAGGGAGCAAGUCCGCAUGGAAGGGAUCGUCUUCGCGAUCACUCUGGUCCUAACGAUUCCUGUCCUGGUGUUUGCCUGGACUCCUGUUAAGGGGCCGAGAUUGGCCUAUCAGGCAAUAUCACUUGCAUUAGCUACCCUUGUUCAAGCAAUCGCUACCUAUCACCUUUACCCGGACACUUUCAAGAGCCUGUUCCGAACUCGAGUUGUAGAGAUGGAGCUACUGAUCGCGCUGAGCACAACAGCAGCCUACGUCUUCUCCGUUGUUGCAUUCGCAUACCUCGCAAAAGGGCAACCUCUAUCGAUAGACUCUUUCUUUGAGACCAGCACACUGCUUACGACGUUAAUCAUGUUCGGUCGGUACAUCCAACAGCUGGCCCGCCAAAAAGCCACAGAGGCUAUAUCGAUGCGUUCUCUGCAACCAGAGAAGGCGUUGCUGGUCGAUGGUCAAAACAGGGAGCACACGAGAGAGAUUGAUGCACGACUUUUGCAAGAGGGUGAUGUCUUCAGAAUGCCGCCACAUGCUGCAAUCGUCACCGAUGGUAAGGUCGUUUAUGGCGGCUCUGUAGUGGACGAAUCCAUGGUUACCGGAGAGACCAAUCCUGUCGCCAAAGGGAUCCAUUCGUCGGUGGUUGCUGGAUCUGUCAACUUGGAUGGCUCGCUCGAUAUUGCUGUUACCCGCCCCCCGUGGAACAAUACCGUCAGCGCUAUUGCACAAAUGAUCGACGAAGCCGACAUGGCCAAAUCGCCCGCACAGAAGCUGGCUGACAACGUUGCAACUUAUUUCGUCCCUCUUAUUCUCAGCAUCACUGCUAUCGUCUUCGUAACUUGGAUGCUCGUCGGUACCGAAUUUCAGGACAAGUCGAAUGGGGAAGCUGCUGUGCAAGCUACUACAUACGCUAUCGCCACGCUGAUCGUUUCUUGUCCUUGCGCCAUCAGCCUGGCUGUUCCGAUGGUCGUUGCCAUCGCAAGCGGCGUUGCGGCGAAACACGGCGUCAUAUUCCGUGCGUCUGUAACGAUCGAACAAGCCAGGAAGGUUACGCACGUUGUUUUCGACAAGACGGGUACGCUCACUGAAGGUCGGAUGAAGGUCGUAGCACAUCUGUCACACGCCACCAGGCCAGACCUUCUUGUUCGGGCGAGGGCUUUCCACUCCUUCGCAAAUAUCAAGAAGGAUGGCAGUGGCCGCAUGGAGGUUACUUUUGAGGUCCUCACCCCGCUGAUAUCCUCACAGCUGCCGCCCUUCAAUCCUGCGGACGAGAACAAGUUUUUACUGGAACUCUGCGCCAACGUCAGCCAUCCCGUCGCUGCUGCUGUCCACAAGUAUCUCGCUCAAGCGCCUGCCACGAGCCAAAGCAACGUGGCACUCUCCUCCAAAAAGGAACACCUCGGCCAAGGGAUCGAGGGUGUUUCCGCAGACGGCCUCCUCACGAUCCGAGCGGGCGAUCCGCGGUGGCUUGGAAUCGACAGCCUGCCUACGACCCUCGAGCUAGCUCAAAACGGCUAUUCCCUCUUCGGCUACACAUUCAACGGUGAGCUCCACGGCCUCAUUGGCCUCGAAGACGACUUCCGCACCGAGGCACACGACGUUGCCAAGAAGCUGAGCGAGAGCGGAAUCUGCGUGUCCAUCAUCAGCGGCGACCACGAAGCCGCGGUCCAACAGGUCGCUCGCCAACUCCCGAUCCCAGCAGAGAACGUCCACGCGCGGCUGACGCCCGAAGACAAGCUCGAGUUCAUCCGGCGACUCCAAACCGAGGACAACGACUUCGUCCUCUUCUGCGGCGACGGCACCAACGACGCCGCGGCGCUGGCAACGGCGGAUAUCGGCGUGCACAUGCAGGGCGGAACGGACGUCGCACGCUCGGCGGCGCAUGUCGUGCUGAUGCGGCCGGAUCUGAGGGGCGUGCUUACGGUGCUGCAGCUCUCGAAGAGCGCGUACGUCAAGAUGAUUAUCAACUUCAUCUGGUCAUUCGUGUAUAAUGUCUUUGCUGUUGCGCUGGCGGCGGGGGCAUUCAGCGCGCUGCAUGGGGUUAGGAUUCCGCCGGCUUAUGCAGGGUUGGGGGAGCUGGUCAGUGUGUUGCCGGUUGUGGGGAUUGCGUUUUUGUUGAAGUUAGAGAAGUUUGGGAGGGUGUAA
Coniosporium apollinis CBS 100218 is the source of this 2673-nucleotide messenger RNA. RefSeq lists its product as uncharacterized. Gene Ontology annotation, molecular function: ATP binding; transporter activity; ATP hydrolysis activity. NCBI's taxonomy places the organism in Eukaryota, Fungi, Ascomycota, Dothideomycetes. Bases 1 to 2673 code for a protein of 890 amino acids. The record is from RefSeq and is a predicted model, not a curated record. Gene Ontology annotation, cellular component: membrane. The transcript has 3 exons.